Syzygium oleosum is the source of this 1486-nucleotide messenger RNA. RefSeq lists its product as uncharacterized. The coding region runs from base 211 to 1272 and encodes 353 amino acids. The transcript has 3 exons. Gene Ontology annotation, cellular component: cytosol. Lineage: Eukaryota; Viridiplantae; Streptophyta; Magnoliopsida; Myrtales; Myrtaceae. The record is from RefSeq and is a predicted model, not a curated record. Gene Ontology annotation, biological process: protein folding; positive regulation of ATP-dependent activity. Gene Ontology annotation, molecular function: protein-folding chaperone binding; ATPase activator activity.
UCCAUGCUCCGAACCCUCUGGACCUCUCUCUCUCCUUCCUUCCUCCCUCUCCCCCUCUUUUAACCAAACCUCGCCUCCUCCAUUUCCGCCUCCCCCAAUCUCACGAAAACCUCCGAGCUUUCCCGAUCCUCUCUUCCCGCAAAUUCCGCCUUCACAAAGCACACCAACGCCGCCGCCGCUGCUGCCGCCACCACCACCGCCGCCGGGCCGAUGGCGAAGUACGGCGAGGGCGACAAGCGUUGGAUCGUGGAGGAGCGGCCCGACGGCACCAACGUCCACAACUGGCACUGGUCCGAGACCAACUGCCUCGAGUGGUCCCGCAACCUCCUCACCUCGCUCCUCUCCGACGUCACCCUUCUCGACGGCGAGGGCGACCUCUUCGUCCGGACCGGGAAGGUCGAGAAGGUCGAGGGGGAGGCCUACGUCAACAUCCGCAAGGGCAAGAUCAUCCCGGGGUACGAGAUCAGCGUCGCCCUCCGCUGGGAGGGCGAGGCCAGGGACUCCGACGGGAAGUCCCUGCUCAAGGUCGACGGUACCGUGGAGAUCCCGUACAUUGCCGACGAGAACGCCGACGAGGACCCCGAGGUCAGGGUCCUCGUCAAGGACGACGGGCCGAUCGGGAGGAGGUUGAAGGAGGCGAUGGUGAGCCGGGGGAAGCCGGUCAUCUUGGAGAAGGUUAGGGUUUACGUGGAGAGCAUGGCGAGGGGAGGCCCCGCGAGGGAGGAUUUGGAGACGAAGAAGGUGGCCCCGAAGAGCCAGGCGUCCACACCAGCCGCGGCAGCUGCUGCUGCUGCGGAGAAGAAGGAGGCGGCGGCCGCCGAGAAGAAGGAGGCGAAGAAGAAGAAGAAGGAAGGUUUCAAGACGAUAAGCAUGACCGAGAAGUUCAGCUGCAGAGCGAGAGAUAUGUACGAGAUAUUGAUGGAUGAGAAUAGGUGGAAAGGGUUCACGCAGAGCAAUGCGAGGAUUAGCAAAGAGGUCGGUGGAGAGUUCAGCAUUUUCGAUGGUUCCGUGACGGGGACGAAUGUGGAGUUGCAGGAGGGGAAGUUGAUUAUGCAGAAAUGGAGGUUUGGGAGCUGGCCUGAUGGUAUUCACUCCACAGUAAAACUUACUUUGGAUGAGCCGGAACCUGGUCUGACUGUUGUCAAGCUCACGCACACUGACGUCCCUGAAGAAGAUAGGUAUGGGAAUGCAACUGUGGUGGAGAACACUGAGAGAGGGUGGCGAGACUUGAUCUUUCACAAAAUACGGGCAGUUUUUGGUUUUGGGAUAUAACACUUGAAUGUUUUUUCCUCCUCAAGUGUAGAAUUUUUACCAGGAUGUGUCUUUUCCAGCAAUGAUAUAGAUUGGAUGAGAUUGUAUUGACGUAAUUGAAUGUUUGAUCUUUUAAUCUGAUAAACUGGUCCAUGCGACUCAAAACUUCUUGAAGAACCUGGAUGUCAUGCCUAAUUGUCUGUUCCAAUAAUGAAAUACUUUGAUCCUGCACUCA